UCUCAGCUUCAGGUCCUUCACCUAGAGGGCUGCUGGAUAAUGAAAUGGAAAUGUACCACAUGCCGCCGCAAAAAGGAAAGUGUGUAACAGUAAGUGGGACUAGAGCCGGAACUGCUUCUCAGGUCUCCAAAUCAGGCUGCUUCACUGUCACUCAUGGUAGGGACACCAGCCGUCCUCCAGGUUAGCUCCCCCGGCGCCCAAGCUCUCCCUUCCAGGUGGGCGGCGCACCUCCAGCUCUCCUCUCCAGGUGGCAGCGCAGCUGCCCAGGAGCGAAGGCCUGGCCCCGCCCGCUCUCGAACGUCUCCGCGGGGUCGCCCGGGAAACGCAUUCUCGGAGGAACGGGCAGCCGCCAAUGGGAAGGGAGCGAGUGCCACGAACAGACCAAUAAGGAGGGAGCAGUGCGGGGUUUAAACCUGCGGCCGGGCCCGGCUCCUCCCGGCGUGCUGCGGAGGAACGGCUGUUGAGCUGCGCGGGGUUCAGGUCCCCGGCUGGUUGGUGACUCCCGAGUUCUGCUUCUCCCCACUGAGCUGCUGCCUGGUGAAGAAGAAGCCAUGGCGCUCCGGGUCACCAGGAACGCAAAAGUUAAUGUGGAAAAUAAGGCGAAGAUCAGCAUGGCAGGCGCAAAGCGCGUGCCUCUGGCCACGACUGCGGCCUCCAAGCCCGGGCUGAGGCCGAGAACAGCCCUCGGAGACAUUGGUAACAAAGUCAGCGAACAACCACAGGCCAAAUUGCAUCUGAAAAAGGAAGCAAAAACUUUGGUUCCUGGAAAAGUUAUUGCUAAAAAAUUACCUAAACCUCUGGAGAAGGCACCCGAGCCUGUGCCAGAACCUGAGCCAGAACCUGAGCCAGAACCUGAGCCCGUUAAAGAAGAAAAACUUUCGCCUGAGCCUAUUUUGGUUGAUACUCCCUCUCCAAGCCCAAUGGAAACAUCUGGAUGUGCCCCUGCAGAAGAAUAUCUGUGUCAGGCAUUCUCUGAUGUAAUUCUUGCAGUGAAUGAUGUGGAUGCCGAAGAUGGAGCUGAUCCAAACCUUUGUAGUGAAUAUGUGAAAGAUAUUUAUGCUUAUCUGAGACAACUUGAGGAAGAGCAAGCCAUCAGACCAAAAUACCUACUGGGUCGUGAAGUCACUGGAAACAUGAGAGCUAUCCUUAUUGACUGGCUAGUACAGGUUCAGAUGAAGUUCAGGUUACUUCAGGAGACCAUGUACAUGACUGUUUCCAUUAUUGAUCGGUUCAUGCAGAAUAAUUGUGUGCCCAAGAAGAUGCUGCAGCUGGUUGGUGUCACUGCCAUGUUUAUUGCAAGCAAAUAUGAAGAAAUGUACCCUCCAGAAAUUGGUGACUUUGCCUUUGUGACUGACAACACUUAUACUAAGCACCAAAUCAGACAGAUGGAAAUGAAGAUUCUAAGAUCUUUAAAUUUUGGUCUGGGCCGCCCUCUACCCCUGCAUUUCCUUCGGAGAGCAUCUAAGAUUGGAGAGGUUGAUGUUGAGCAACAUACUUUGGCCAAAUACCUGAUGGAACUAACUAUGUUGGACUACGAUAUGGUGCACUUUCCUCCUUCUCAGAUUGCAGCAGGAGCUUUUUGCUUAGCACUGAAAAUUCUUGAUAACGGUGAAUGGACACCAACUCUACAGCAUUAUCUAUCAUACACUGAAGAAUCCCUUCUAAGUGUUAUGCAACACCUAGCUAAGAAUAUAGUCAUGGUGAAUCGUGGACUUACAAAGCACAUGACCAUCAAGAACAAGUAUGCCACAUCUAAGCACGCAAAGAUCAGCACGCUGGCACAGCUAAAUUCUGCACUAGUUCAAGAUUUAGCCAAGGCUGUGGCAAAGGUGUAACCUGUAAACAUGAGUUGGAGUACUAUAAUAACUGCAAAUAAAAUUGGCACCAUGUGCCAUCUGUACAUACUAUAUGUUAUCUUUACUGACUUUUAAUAAAGUUUGUGGUCCUUUUUACUUAUACCUUAACUCAUUCGAAUGUCGCUACUUUCCUACUUGAGGAUAACCUAAAAGUUGUGUUAAAGGUAUGGUGGGGAGUAUAAAAAGUGCUUUCAGUUUAUUGGGACCCAACCUACAUAUAUAAUUGUCAUUUGUGUGGUUCUUGUUUUAUGUAUAUGGCUUUCGCUUUCUUAAUAUGGAUUACUUUGGUCAUGAAGGCAUUUAAAGCCCUUUGUAGGGCAUAUGUACAGCCCUAUAAGCCCUGUCAUCUUGGAGAAUAUGCAGCUUCUGUCGGCUUAAAAGCCUGCCACCUCACCUUUAGACACUCCCCUCCCUAUUUUCUGUUUCUUCCGGUGGUUGCUGCCAUAAUUCCAAGAAGUUCUUAUUUCUACCACUAUUUCUUAAAUUAUCAACUUUUGUAUCAUUUUUUUCACCUGCAGAAAUAAGAACUUUGUAUUUUAAACAUACUUUUUCAUUGUUGAUCAAAUAAAAGUAGAUCCUCAAAGCAUAAAGUAUCUUAAAAAGUUGAUUUACUCCUUACCCCCCACUUCUACAGCUCAAUUCUAUCCAUCUGAAGGUAUCAACAGUUUGGGAUAGAUCCUUCGAUGCCUCUUUUAUAAACACAGACGCGCAUAUAAAUUGUUAUAGGGAUUUCUAAGAAAUGGAAUCAUGCUAUAUAUAAGUAAUUCCUUUUAACAUGGAUAGGCCUUACCUGUAUUUGGGCAUUACAUUCCAUAGUAAGGGUAUACUACAGUAUAUUCAUUCUGCUGUUGACCUUCACAUUGUUUUUUGCUACUAUAGACAAAUGUCUUUGUUAUCAUUAAAUAACAUACUUUCCUUUCUGUACACUGUGUUCUCCAGAAUAUGUAUGUACUAAAUUUUGGCAGAUACUUUUCUCAGUGUCCUCAGCAGUGUACAAAAGUGCUGGAUUUCUCUGUGUCCUUGUCAGAACUGAAGGCAACAAUUCUCUAGUUUCUGCAAACUUGGCAAAAAAUAAUCUAUCUAGUGUGCUGUUGUAAUUUAUAAUUUUGAUGACUAGUUGAAUAAAUUUUUGUUGAGAACUUA
Mustela lutreola (European mink) is the source of this 2999-nucleotide messenger RNA. RefSeq names its product cyclin B1 (gene CCNB1). Gene Ontology annotation, biological process: mitotic metaphase chromosome alignment; regulation of cyclin-dependent protein serine/threonine kinase activity; mitotic cell cycle phase transition. The record is from RefSeq and is a predicted model, not a curated record. Lineage: Eukaryota; Metazoa; Chordata; Mammalia; Carnivora; Mustelidae. Gene Ontology annotation, molecular function: cyclin-dependent protein serine/threonine kinase regulator activity. Bases 552 to 1835 code for a protein of 427 amino acids. The transcript has 9 exons. Gene Ontology annotation, cellular component: mitochondrial matrix; cytoplasm; cyclin B1-CDK1 complex.